Molecule: messenger RNA, 3477 nt
Organism: Bicyclus anynana (squinting bush brown)
Lineage: Eukaryota; Metazoa; Arthropoda; Insecta; Lepidoptera; Nymphalidae
Gene: dia
Product: protein diaphanous
Exons: 27
Coding region: 1-3282 (1093 amino acids)
Biological process (GO): actin filament polymerization; actin cytoskeleton organization
Cellular component (GO): actin filament; cytoplasm
Molecular function (GO): actin binding; small GTPase binding; microtubule binding
Source: RefSeq, a predicted model, not a curated record
AUGAAUCUUGAGUCAACAAUGUAUAACAGCUUGCCGCGGUUGAAACGGAAGGAGACUUGGAAGCGAAAGAGUGGGCUGGACACAUGGUUCGGGCGGCCGAAGAAGGCGGGCGCGGGGCCGGAGCGCGGCUACGACACGGUGCCGCGCGCCGAGCCGCGCGCAGACGACGACGAACCCGCGCGCGAGUACACCAGCAAGAUCGACGCUCUGGACGACGCACAGCUCGAGCGGCGCUUUGAGGAGAUGCUGACUGACAUGAACAUCGGAGAGAAGAAGAAAGAGCCGCUACGGAAAUACUCAAGAGAUCAGAAGAAGAAGAUGCUAGUCGCCUACAAAUUUGUUAAUGCUCAGGAAGGUCGCUCAAAAUUCGAAAAGCCGUCCGAUUACGUUACAUACCUCAACCAGCCUGAGCUCUCGGUGGGCAAACUGCACAGCUGUCUGGAGAACUUGAGGAUAUCUCUCACGAACAACCCGCUCUCGUGGAUCGAGGAGUUCGGCGCCAAAGGCAUCGAGAGUUUGCUGACUACCCUCAAUGUGUGUUAUAUCAACGACUCCCGAUACGACCGCGUUCAGUACGAGUGCAUCCGAUGUCUGUCCGCCAUACUCAACAACACGGUCGGCAUCCGCGCCGUGUUCGAGUGCAGGGAGGCGCUGCCCGUGCUAGCUCGCAGCCUAGACGCAAGGAAGCCGCACUGCGCGCUAGAAGCCGCUAAGGUGCUGGCAGCGAUAUGUCUCAUACCGAACGGACACGAGAAGGUGUUGGAAGCGAUCACAAUGGCGGGUGAAUCGAGUCGGAAAGCGAGGUUGCUUCCCAUCAUCGAGGGGUUGGAAGCUAAGGCGCCUGAGAGUUUAAAAAAUGGAUGUAUGCAACUGAUGAACGCAAUAAUCACUGAACCAGAGGAACUGGAGUUCCGGUUACACUUGCGUAGCGAGUUCAUGAGGACGGGCCUUUGUGACUUAAUAGAUGACCUGCGAGCGGGCGCGGAAGAUGCCGGCCGUAAAAUACAAAUGAAUGUAUUCGACAGUCACGCGGCGGCCGACCAAGACGAAUACUUGGCCAAAUUCGAUGACGUCAGAGCCGAUUUCAACGAUGUUAACGAGUGCUUCGAGCUAGUUAAGAAUGUCGUGGUUGACUCGCCGGCCGAGCCUUACCUGCUGUCGAUAAUGCAACAUCUGUUGUUUAUUAGAGACGACGAGGAGAUCAGGCCAGCGUAUUACAAGUUGAUAGAAGAAUGUAUAACACAAAUUGUGUUACAUAAAAACGGCUACGACCCGGACUUUAGAUACACGCAGCGGUUCAAUAUUGACGUGCAGCCGCUCAUAGAUGGGUUAAUAGAAAAAUCACGCGCCGAAGAAGAGCGCAAAGUGGAAGAUCUGAACGCGAAGUUGGAGGCUGCUAUAGCGGCGAGGCAAGAAGCAGAGGCGCGGGCGGCCCACCUCGAGGACCGGCUGAAGCAGGCCAGCGCACCCACCGGCCCUGGGGGGGUCACGCAUGGCAAUAUAGCUGCUAUUGCUAAGUCGAUAGGUAGUCCAGGCGGCCCACCGCCACCUCCACCACCACCGAUGCCUGGAGGAGGAGGCCCCCCUCCACCGCCCCCGCCGCCUAUGAUGCCAGGUGGGGGCCUACCAGUGCCCCCUCCACCGCCUAUGCCAGGAGGCCCAAUGGGACCGCCGCCGCCUCCCAUGCCCGGCAUGGGACCGCCACCUCCGCCGCCUAUGAUGGGCAUGGGCCCUCGGCCGCCUCCACCCCCGGGCAUGAUGGGCCCUAUGGCGCCCAGGAUGCCUCAGCCAGACAUCCUGCCACACGGUCUGAAGCCCAAAAAGAAAUGGGAAGUGGAGGGACCACUCAAACGUGCCAACUGGAAGACCAUUGUGCCACAGAAGAUGUCGGAGAAAGCGUUUUGGCUUACGGUGCAAGAAGACAAGCUAGCGUCCCCGGAUAUACUCACAGGGCUUGCGGCGAAAUUCUCAAGUAAACCUGUCGCAAAGAGGAAGAAUGAGGAUAAUGUCGAUAAAGUUCACACACUAAAGAAGGUGAAAGACCUGAAGGUCCUCGACAGCAAGGCGGCGCAGAACCUGUCCAUCCUGCUGGGCGGCUCGCUCAAGCACAUGUCGUACGAGCACAUCCGCUCGUGCGUGCUGCGCUGCGACACCACCGUGCUCACUGCCAACGUGCUGGAUCUGUUGAUACAGUACCUGCCGCCGGCGGACCAGCUGAAGAAGCUGGCGGACCUGAAGUGCAAGAGCGAAGAGUUGACGGCAGCGGAGCAGUUCGCCGCGACGGUGGCCGACAUCAAGCGCUUGGUGCCGCGGCUGAGGAGUCUCGCCUUCCGGGAGCAUUACAGCGAGAUGAUAUCUGAACUUAAACCGGACAUAGUGUCUGGAACAGCUGCGUGCGAGGAAGUGAAGACGAGUCGGAAGUUCGCGAAGAUUCUCGAACUCCUGCUGUUGCUGGGCAACUACAUGAACACGGGCUCCAACAACGCGGGGGCGUUUGGUUUCGAAAUCAGUUUCCUAACCAAGUUGACGUCAACGAAAGAUCUGGAGAACAAACAAACCCUGUUGCACUACUUGGUGGAUACGAUAGAAGGCAAGUUCCCUGACGUGCUGGCCUUUGCUGAGGAGAUGCCGCACAUAGACAGAGCAGCCCGCGUGUCGAUGGAGAACCUGCAGAAGGCUCUGAAGAAGAUGGACAACGACAUCAAGGCUCUGGAGACGGACCUCAACAACUCGCGCGUACCUCAAGGUCCCGACGACCUGUUCCACGAGACCAUGAGUAACUUCGCCAAAGAGGCGCGAGAACAAUGCGACCUCCUCCACUCGAUGUUCCGUAAGAUGGAGGCUCUGUACUCGGAGCUGGCCGAGUACUACGUGUUCGACCCGCACAAGUAUACGCUCGAGGAGUUCUUCUCGGAUAUCAAAACUUUCAAGGACGCUUUUGCGACCGCUCACCAAGAGAAUGUGGUGGCGAGAGAGACGGAGGAACGAGCGCGGCGGGCGCGAGACGCGCGCGCGGCUGCUGAGCGCGAGCGACGCGACCGACAGCAUCGGUACAAGCAGUUCGUCGACAUGGAGCAGGCGCAGGACGGUGUCAUGGACAGUUUAAUGGAGGCGCUACAAAGCGGUUCGGCGUUCAGUCGAGAGCGUCCGCGGAAAAAGGCUAACCCUAGAGUAGCGGGAGCUGAACGGAGAGCACAGCUGAACCGGUCCCGGUCGCGGUCCGGACUGACCGGACUACUCACCACGAGAGAACUGACCAACGAGUUGCUGAGUAACGCGUGAUGGCUUUAACAGUGAUAUUAGUGCGAUAUACUAUAGUCUGUAAGUUAUUGUGUAUUAUGUUAUGCGCGGCGACUUUUCAUCGUCUUAGGGUGGGCGCACAUCUUGCGUUACGCAGCGUCCAUAUCAAACUACUAUUCAUAUUGCUGGCAUUGAAAUAGAGUCGAAAAUUAUAAAGUGACGAUAUUGUUAUAUCGG